AUGCCAGGGUGGAGCUGUCUGGUGACAGGAGCAGGAGGGUUUCUGGGCCAAAGGGUCAUCUGCAUGUUGACUCAGGAGGAAGAGCUGCAGGAGAUCAGGGCCCUGGACAAAGUCUUCAGACCAGAAACCAGGGAGGAAUUCGCCAAGCUGCAGACAAAAGCCAAGGUGACCGUGCUGGAGGGAGACAUUCUGGAUGCCCAGUGCCUGCAGAGAGCCUGCCAGGGCAUCUCUGUUGUCAUUCAUACUGCGGCCGUCAUUGACGUCUCGGGUGUCAUUCCCAGACAGACCAUCAUGGAUAUCAAUCUGAAAGGUACCCAGAACCUGUUGGAGGCCUGUGUUCGGGCUAGUGUGCCAGCCUUCAUCUACACCAGCUCGGUUGAUGUUGCAGGGCCCAACUCCUACAAGGAGAUCGUCCUGAAUGGCCAUGAGCAAGAACAACGUGAAAAUAAAUGGUCUGAUCCAUACCCAUACAGCAAAAAGAUGGCUGAGAAGGCAGUGCUGGCAGCCAAUGGGCGCACCCUGAAAGAUGGCGGCACUUUACAUACUUGUGCCUUAAGGCCUAUGUACAUCUAUGGGGAGAAAAGUCCAUUUCUUUCUAUCCCAAUGAUCAGGGCUCUCAAAAAUAGUGGUACUCUGGAUGUUUGGGGCAAAUUCUCCAUAGCCAACCCAGUAUACGUAGGCAAUGUGGCCUGGGCACACGUUCUGGCUGCCAGGGGCCUACGAGACCCUAAGAAGUCACCAAACAUCCAAGGACAGUUCUAUUAUAUCUCAGAUGACACUCCUCACCAAAGCUAUGAUGAUUUAAAUUACAAUCUGAGCAAGAAAUGGGGUUUCCACCAUGAUUCUAGCUGGUGCCCUCCCCUGCCCCUGCUGUACUGGCUUGCCUUCCUGCUCGAAGCUGUGAGCUUCCUGCUGCGUCCAAUCUACAACUACCGGCCUCCCUUAAAUCGUCACAGGAUCACACUGUCAAAUAGUGUGUUCACCUUCUCCUACAAGAAAGCUCAGCGAGAUCUGGGCUAUGAGCCACCUGUCAGUUGGGAGGAAGCCAGGGAGAAAACUUCGGAGUGGAUUGGGUCACUAGUGGAGCAGCACAAGGGGACACUGAACACAAAGACUCAGUGA
Molecule: messenger RNA, 1122 nt
Organism: Microtus oregoni (creeping vole)
Lineage: Eukaryota; Metazoa; Chordata; Mammalia; Rodentia; Cricetidae
Product: 3 beta-hydroxysteroid dehydrogenase/Delta 5-->4-isomerase type 1
Exons: 3
Coding region: 1-1122 (373 amino acids)
Biological process (GO): steroid biosynthetic process
Molecular function (GO): 3-beta-hydroxy-Delta5-steroid dehydrogenase (NAD+) activity
Source: RefSeq, a predicted model, not a curated record